Molecule: messenger RNA, 3812 nt
Organism: Pseudoliparis swirei
Lineage: Eukaryota; Metazoa; Chordata; Actinopteri; Perciformes; Liparidae
Gene: sox4a
Product: SRY-box transcription factor 4a
Exons: 1
Coding region: 427-1599 (390 amino acids)
Biological process (GO): anatomical structure morphogenesis; cell differentiation; positive regulation of transcription by RNA polymerase II
Molecular function (GO): RNA polymerase II cis-regulatory region sequence-specific DNA binding; DNA-binding transcription activator activity, RNA polymerase II-specific
Source: RefSeq, a predicted model, not a curated record
UACAGUAACAUUUACGCAGCGCGCAGGGAGCCGAGCUUGGAGACUAUGAGAGCGCGCGGCUGCUCCAUUCAGGCACAUGGUUCCUCCUCCUCCUCCUCCUUCGAUGCACGGACAAGCGGCGCCGCAGACAGCAGCCAGGCUCGCUUGAGGGACUCGCACCGCCGCCGUUGCCCUCCGCGGCGCGUUUCCAGACCGCAGCUGGAAGCAUUUUAACGGGGAUUUAUGUUGGUGGCGUUUGAGGACAGGCGGCUCCAAACGCGCUGAACUCUAAGGACAAGAGACUUGGAUGAACUUUUUUUUUCUUCUUUUUUUUAACCAGUGGCGCCUGAAAUAAGAAUAAGUGAGGAGUUAUUUUUGUUUGUUGUUGUUGUUGUUGUUGUGAACUUUUGCCGUCACGCACUGAGCCGCCCGGUGCUUCCGGACAGGAUGGUGCAGCACAUGAGCCAGACGGAGAGCGCCCACCACGCGCACUCUCCCGGCGGCGGGGACUACUCCGCGGACACGGGAGAAAUGGACUUGGAGAUGGAUGUGUCUCCGACCCACGAGGAGUCGCCCUCCUCCGGGGUGCGCCGCGACUUGGCGUGGUGCAAAACUCCGACGGGGCACAUCAAGCGGCCCAUGAACGCGUUCAUGGUGUGGUCUCAGAUCGAGAGGAGGAAGAUCAUGGAGCAGGCGCCGGACAUGCACAACGCGGAGAUCUCCAAGCGGCUGGGGAAACGCUGGAAGCUGCUGAAGGACGUGGACAAGAUCCCGUUCAUCCGCGAGGCGGAGCGGCUCCGGCUGAAACACAUGGCCGACUACCCAGACUACAAGUACCGGCCCAGGAAGAAGGUGAAGUCGGGCAGCGGAGCGAGUAAGCCGGCGGAGAAGAGCGGCGGCGGGGGGGAGCGCAGCGGCAAAGCCGGCGUGAAGAGGAGCCCCGCGUCCAAAGGAGGCAGCCGGACGCACAAAGCCGGGGGGGUGAAGAGCGCCGCGGGGGGGCAGGCGGACUGCGCGUCUCCCGGUGGGGACCACCACCAGGCGCUCUUCAAAUCCAGGACGGCGUCCGGGGCGCGACAGAUCCCGGAGAAACGCGCCGCCGCGGAGGCGAGGCGCGGCCACAUGUUCGGCGGGGCGGGCAGCCUGGAGAGCGGGCCGCCCUCCGUCGGAGUGCCGGCCAGUCCCACCCUGAGCAGCUCGGCGGAGUCCAGCGACCCGCUGAGCCUGUACGAGGAGCAGAGCAGCCCCGCGGCCAGCGAGUCGGCGCACGCCGCCGCGCGCCUCCGGUACGCGCGCGCCUCCUCCCCGACGCCGUCAGCCUCGCACUCUUCCUCGUCGGUGUCAUCUUCCUCCUCCUCCUCCUCGUCGGAUGAAGAGUUUGAAGAUGAGCGGCUCGAGGUGAACCCGAGCCCCGGGGUCGAGGGCAUGUCCCUGGGCGGCAUGGGCUUCUCCGACGCGGAGCUGGACCGGGACUUGGACCGGGACUUGGACUGGAGCUUCGGGGAGUGCGGGGCGGGAUCUCACUUCGACUUCCCCGACUACUGCACCCCGGAGGUCAGCGAGAUGAUCUCAGGAGACUGGCUGGAGUCCACCAUCUCCAACCUGGUGUUCACCAACUGAGGAGCCACGGGGACCCCGGUGGAGAGGAGCCCCGCGACGCCCCCCCCCACCCCCCGCAAAACGUUUUGAACCCGAGACCUGGCGCCCGCGGCCGGACCACAAUAUUCUUUUCCGCCAUUGUUUUCACUAGAUAAGGGAGUGAAAAACGGGGGGAAAAGAAGGAGAGGGAAAAAAAGGUGGCGCUGUGUGCGCGCGCGCGUUGAAAGCCCAGGUUACGCGCCGCCGCACUCAAUUGGGACAGCGCCAUGCUCCGUGUGCGCUCCACGUGAACGCGCAGGCGGUGGAAAUGCUUAGUUUGCAUUAUGGAGGAGGAGGAGGAAGAGGAGGAGGAGGAGUGAAUGUAAGCAGAGAGCAGUGAGACACACGGACUUCAGCUCAGAGUGGUUCCGAGGUGGAGAACCGGAACCGAACUUCUUUUGAAUCUUCAUGUUUUGGGACAUGUUACUGGACAGCUCGCGCUCGUCGGGCUCUACCUGAUUCACGUUGACCAUCAAGUUGCUAUUCAGGUGUAAUUUUUCUUUUUUAUUCAAAAAACUCAAUACCAACACGCAUGCCCUCCGCGAUGAGGAGGAUUUCUGUUGUUGUUAAAAAAAAAGAAAAUGCGUAAAAAGUGUUCAUCGCUGCGUAAUUACGCAACAUGUGUGUGACCAUAGGAUGUAGUUCACGAUCACCAGCUUUCUCUCAACGGCAGGACAAAACAAACAAACAAACAAACAAAGACUUCUUCUCUGAACCUUUAUAAAACACUCAGUGUGCACAAUUCAGGUCCAACACCCCCCCCCCCCCCCCCCCCCCCCACACACACACACACACACACACACCCCUUUUCUGCCUAGUGCUUCAACUUUGUAGUGUCAGAUGACGGUUUUAAUAUAUAUAUAUAUAUUUAUAUAUAUAUAUAUAUGUAUAUAUAUAUAUCGAUGUAUUUAUACCUGGGCCCAACUUUUUUUACACACAGAAGUAUUUGUUCUCGUCCAGGUGAUGUUUUGUGUGUUUUGUGCACAAUGCACCUGUCUGCAUCCAGCGGCGCGGGAAGGGCUACACGUGUAUCUUAUUUAAACUUAAAAACAAAAACAAAAAAACAUGUCUGACUUCUCUCACUUUUUUAAAAGGAGAACUUUUUUGAGUGUGUCAUGAUUUUCUACUUGUAUUUUCGUACAAACAAAAAAAAUCUAUAGAAAGAAGAGUGAGGGGGGGGGGGGGUAGCCUACAACAUGUUGGUGUUUAGAUGGGGGAGGGGGGCGGGGUUUGUUUGGCACAAUCUGACCUCACACAGUGUUUACAGUAUUUACCCACAUGCUUCUUAACCUCCAGGUUUCACCAGCCAAGUGAACAGAGCGCCGCUCCGAGGCGCCCGGUCCAGAGCGGCCAUUGUUGUUUCACAGAACACACACACACACACUCACACAACCUGCAAGUAUAUGUCAAGAACCCAGAGAGUCACUGUUUGGAUAGUGUGCUUCUUAUUUUUUAUUAUUAUUUUUUUUAAUUUUUAUAUCAAGAUAAGUUUUAUUUGAACCACUGGAUGGAAUUUCAAACUCAUUCCACUUUUGCCUAUUCUGAGGGAGGAGGAGAGGAGAGGAGGAGGGAGGAGAUGUCUGAAGUGCUCCAUCAGCUUUUUUAUUGUGCAACAUUGCAUUAAAAUAAAAAAUAGUAUUUAACCUUUUUCUGUCCCUGUUGGCUAAAGCAUAGCAGGCUAAUUGUUUUCCUAUAUUACGGCAUGGCGAAUAGCAUUUGUAUUUCAGAUUCAGGUAUAUGUAGCUAUAGUGGUUGUGUUUUAAGAUUUUUUUAAAGAAUAAUAACAUUAAGAUAUUUAUGUAAACUGACUGUAUUAUAAGCAAAGAUUGUGUGUUUUAUGUAUGAUGAUCAACGACAGGCACUAGGACGGCCACCUGUGGACAUCCUUAUGUGGAAGAGGAUUGGGGUCCUUUUUUAAAAACCUUUUUCCAGACCUCUUUUCUAUCGUCCUCCUUUUUCUUUUCUUUCUAUUCAUUUGUGCAAUACGCUGAUGUAUGAUCAUGUUUUUUUGUCCAAAUCAUGCCGAUAUCAUUUGAUGUUUAUAGCUUAAAAAAAAAAAAACAGCCAACGUUUGGGUCAAUCACUGCCUCUCAGACCUCUGUACAGAUUGUCGUCUUUUUUAUUUUGUAUUAUUUGUUUUUCUUUUCUUCCGAGAAGGAAAUAAAAAUCAGCUGGAACUGAAAAAAAAGUACAAA